AUGCAUGGCUUCCAUGAGUUGUACAUUUGGACGCUAUUAGCCGUUGCAGCCUUUGCAACCAUAGCGCAGGCAUGGUCGCCCACGGACUCCUAUGCCCCAGGAGAAGUGGACUGUCCCAGUGGAAACAUUGUUCGUGUUGCCGACAGGAUCUCCGACGAGGAAAAAUCGUGGCUUCAAGGCAGAGACGCGGUGACUCAGAGCCUUGUUGUUGACUUUUUGAGAAAUGCCAACAUGACGGAUAUCAACCCCGACGACUAUGCCCACUUGAACAGAAGCAUCCAUAUUGGGUUGGCCUUUUCUGGAGGUGGCUAUCGUGCCAUGUUGAAUGGCGCGGGCCAAUUGAGCGCCUUGGACAACAGAACUAGGGGCAACUCCUCGUCGAAUAAAGCCCAGGGCUUGGGCGGAUUGUUGCAAGCUAGCACUUACCUAGCCGGAUUAUCCGGUGGCUCGUGGCUCGUGGGGAGUAUCGCUUUGAACAACUUUACCUCCGUGCAGGACAUUGUCGACAAGAAUGAGAUUUGGGAUUUGGAACACUCGAUUAUGAACUAUGGCGGUAUCAAUGUUUUCAAGACUUAUAACUACUACAAGGGAAUCAGUGACGAUCUCGACGAUAAGAAACAUGCCGGGUACGAGUUGUCCUUGACUGAUACCUGGGGAAGAGCCUUGUCGCACCAGUUUUUCACUGGGUUGAAUGAUACUGGUGCAUCCAUGACAUUCAGCUCGUUACAGGAUUGGGAUGUUUUUACCCAGCAUAAUAUGCCGUUCCCCAUCGUGUUGAGCGACACCAGAGCGCCAAACACCACCAUCAUCUCCUUGAACUCGAGUUUGAAUGAGUUUAACGCGUUUGAAAUGGGUUCUUGGGACGCUAGUAUUUACCAAUUCACCAAAUUGAAGUACUUGGGAACCAAGAUGUCCGACGGGAAGAAUAACGGUACUUGUGUUGGUGGCUACGACAAUGCCGGCUUCAUCUUGGGAACUUCGUCGACGUUGUUCAACCAGUUUAUCUUGCAAAUCAACACCACGUCGCUUUCAAACGCUGUCAAGGAUAUUAUCACCUCGAUUUUGCAAGAUGUAUCGGAAGAUGGCGAUGACGUUGCCGUUUACGAACCAAACCCGUUCUACGAAACAGACGUGGGUCUUUCCGAGCACAUUGCCAUGAACGAGACAUACACCUUGGUCGACGGUGGUGAAGAUGGACAAAACAUCCCACUCUACCCCUUGUUCCAACCGGCUCGUGAUGUCGAUGUCGUGUUCGCGUUCGAUAACUCGGCAGAUACAAACUUGUCGUGGCCCAACGGUGCCUCGCUUGUCCAAUCCUACAAACGACAAUUUGCACCUUCAGGAAAUGGCACCAUUUUCCCCUAUGUUCCAGACGAGCAAUCGUUUCUCAAUCUCAACUUGACGGCUAAGCCUACUUUCUUUGGCUGCGACGCCAAAAACUUGACCUCGUUGGGCCGAAACGACAGCAACGUCUACGACGUGCCGCUCUUGGUGUACAUUGCCAACCGUCCGUUUUCCUACUAUGGAAACACGUCCACUUUCAAAAUGAAGUACGAUAACAAAGAGCGUAACUCCAUUAUCCAGAACGGGUUUGAAGUUGCAUCGAGGUACAACUUGACCUUGGAUGAAGAGUGGCCUGCGUGUGUUGGGUGCGCCAUCAUUAGAAGAACUCAAGAGCGCAGCGGACAAGAACAAAGCGAGCAAUGCAAGCGUUGUUUCCAGAGAUACUGCUGGGAUGGAAGCCUCGAUAGCACGAGCGAGCCUGACAAGGUCAAUUUCACCGACAGCGGUCUUACUACUCAAAGUGAGGGUUUGAAGAAACAGAAUGCUGGUAACGUUAUUGCAAUCAGCUGGAGUGUCUGGUUUGCUGCCUUGGCCGUGGUCAGCAUGGUCAUCUUUAAGUAA
Molecule: messenger RNA, 1905 nt
Organism: Lodderomyces beijingensis
Lineage: Eukaryota; Fungi; Ascomycota; Pichiomycetes; Serinales; Debaryomycetaceae
Source: the annotation of a GenBank genome assembly